AGUCCUAGUUGAUGAGAGUUACUUCGGAAACAAAAAAAGUAAAGUCGAAUUUUUUUGGUUAUUCUCUCAAUUCGAAUAAAAUGCAACUGGAUCUAGUAUGUAUGAGUUGGCGAUCAGAAUCUAUAUGGAUAGAAUUUAUAGUGGGAUCUCGAAAAACAAGCAAUUUCUGCUGGGCCUUUAUCCUUUUUUGGUUCAUUAGGGUUUUAUUAGUUGGAACUUCUAGUUAUCUUGGUAGGAAUUUGAUAUCUUUAUUUCCGUCUCAGCAAAUAGUUUUUUUUCCACAAGGAAUCGUGAUGUCUUUCUAUGGGAUCGCAGGCCUCUUUAUUAGUUCCUAUUUGUGGUGCACAAUUUUUUGGAAUGUAGGCAGUGGUUAUGAUCGAUUCGAUAGAAAGGAGGGAAUAGUAUGUAUUUUUCGUUGGGGUUUUCCUGGAAAAAAUCGUCGCAUCUUUCUACGAUUCCUUAUGAAAGAUAUUCAGUCCAUCAGAAUAGAAGUUAAAGAGGGUAUUUAUGCUCGUCGUGUCCUUUAUAUGGAAAUCAGAGGCCAGGGGGCCGUUCCCUUGACUCGUACUGAUGAGAAUUUGACUCCCCGCGAAAUUGAACAAAAAGCUGCUGAAUUGGCCUAUUUUUUGCGUGUACCGAUUGAAGUCUUUUGAAAUGAAUUGCAGAAUAAAAGCUUUCUCGCCGGGAGGAAAAAGCUCAAUCCAAGAAUCCUCUUUUUUCUAUAGCAGAACUAAACUGAAGUUUCUUCAGAAUGCCCAUUCAAACCAAAGCGGACGUAUACGGAAGAGUCAUAACAUAAAAAAACAGUUUUUUUUGUCCACAAAAAUAGUUUUUUAUGCGUCUGUAAAUGUAAAACCGCUCAACUUAAUUCAGUAACAAAAUAAGCAAGAAAUCGAAAUACUGGAUUCAUCUCAUAUAUCAAAGUAUUUCGAAAUAAAGACUUUCGCUUUUUAUUUGCAAUAUUUGGAGUUGAUACGUGAGAUACAGAUAGAUCAUAUCUUGUAAAUUUUCUCUACUUUUCUUUUCUCAAUCGGCCCCUCCCCUUUUAUCCUUUCUUUUGUGCUCCUUAAGAACUAAAGAACUAAACAAGUGGAUUUCUUUCUUAUAACAUAAUGAUAAACGUAAUGAUACCUUUUCUGUCUUUUUUUGUCACUCAUUUUUGAUCAGCAUAAUAUUUUUCCUAAUUUUUUUUUUCAAUUAUUGCUGGACUCUAGACUCUAUAUAGUUUAGAUAACCCGCGAAAAUUUUCGACAUAUUUGAUUGCGAUCUUGAUAUAGACAGGGCGCUCCUUCGUCUCAAAAUCUGAAUAGAACAAUCUUUAUUAUUUGAAGCGGUUCUUUCGGGCAGUUAUCAAAAGAGGGCAAUUGCUUCGAAUUUGAUCAAUUGAGAUAUCUGGAAACAAUAACAAUAUCAAUAUAACAAUAAUAUAUAUAUUUCAUUCGAAUUCAAAGUGGAUUCUUAUUUUCUAUAUUCUGUAUUCUUUUUAGAUUCAAUUAGAUUCAAGGGCUAAGCACUGAAUCAAAAAAAAAACAGAGAAUAGAUUCAUGGGCCCCUACUUUAUAAUAUAAUGAAA
Molecule: messenger RNA, 1573 nt
Organism: Gossypium raimondii (Peruvian cotton)
Lineage: Eukaryota; Viridiplantae; Streptophyta; Magnoliopsida; Malvales; Malvaceae
Product: photosystem I assembly protein Ycf4-like
Exons: 1
Coding region: 12-653 (213 amino acids)
Biological process (GO): photosynthesis
Cellular component (GO): thylakoid; photosystem I; membrane
Source: RefSeq, a predicted model, not a curated record